AUGAAGACGACUUCACUUGCACAUCAGCUUCUCGUGGAGGCAUGCCUUCUUUCAAUUGCCUUGGCCUCCCCCGCUCCCACUGCCUUCGUCAAUGACAAUGUCGCACCGCCCAAUCCUGCCAUUACACCUUCCCCCGUCGAGCGCAAUCCUUCUCCCGUCGUCGGCCGGGAUAUUUUGAGCGACAUUGAUUCUGAUGUCGGAACCAUCCUUUCGGGCCUUGGGUCCAACCUACCCUUGUGGGUCGCAUCCGGUGUUCCCAACUUCUUCCAGGGAUUCCCGACCGGAGAUGCUGUUGUGAGCUCCCUAGGCAUACAAAGCUCGGACUUGGCAGCACUGCCAACCAACGUGCUGAAUAUCGACCCAUAUGCCAACUGGACCAGCUCCGGUUGGAACGUGCGCUUCCAUGGCAACGUUUAUAAGCAACCUAAUACCUCGGUCAAAGACUUGAACAAGCUUGCCAAUGUCUUCCUCGGCAAUACGAGCAUCUCGGAUCUUCCUGAAUCCCAACAGGUUCAGGCUCGUAACCUGACUGCGGAGAUCUUUGUAGUCCAGCAGGCGGAAGUUGCUGUGAACACGAUCCAUCUCGAGCCGGCGCCUAGUCAAGGAGCCAGCGGCCAGCCCGGCGGCGGCGGAUCAUCAAACACCACGGGGGGCACGCAAGACCUGACCCUGCCUUACAACACCACAGUCGAGGGCGAUUUCGACACCUUUGUGCCUAUCAAGAGCAACGGCCUUACUCCGGGAAAUGAAACCAUGGCAGUCCAGAGACUCAACACUUAUGUUGAGGGGGCAACUAUCGGAAAUAGUACCGCCUAUCUUGUGCCUCCGACCGGCCUGACCAUCAUCUCUGACAUUGACGAUAUUCUACGCGUCACCAAGAUCUACGAGCCGGAGCAAGGUCUGCUCAAUUCUUUCGCUCGCCCGUUCCGGGCUUGGGAGAAUAUGCCAGACAUCUACCGUAACUGGUCUACCAGCCUUCCUAACAUGCAUUUCCACUACCUGACAACUACCCCAGAGCAAGUCACCCGAAACUACAUGCAGUUCAUCUAUACCAACUACCCUGGUGGUUCCUUCGACACCCGUCCCCUGAACUUUAGCGACGUAUCAGCCACCUUGUCCAUCCGCAAAUUCUUGUUGCAGAAGAUCUUCGAAACCUUCCCCCAGCGCAAGUUCAUCUUGAUCGCCGACACCAGCAAUAGCGAUGUCAUGCGCGACUACCCGGAAAUGGCAACCGAAUUCCCCGGUCAGGUCCAGUGUAUUUUCCUUCGCAAUACCUCCGCCACCGACCCAGGCGACAAGUUCCCGUACGACACUUCUGGGUUCAAGAACCUGAACCAGACGCAAUACAUGUUCUUCCUGAACCCGGAUGACCUCACCAACUUGGAUAUUGCCAAUGGACAUUGCUACAAUCAGUCCAUUGCCCAGAACUUGACAUUUGGAUACCAGGGGCUGCCUGGUAAACUUGGAUCCACAUCAGCAUUCAACGGGUCGGCAAACCACACUGCCAAAGGAGCUGCAAGUGGGCUGAUGACGAAGGAGUCCUCUGGCGCACAAAGCCUUUUGGCUCUGGUCGCAGCAUUGACUACAGCCACUUUCAUGUUCCUGUAA
Molecule: messenger RNA, 1608 nt
Organism: Penicillium maclennaniae
Lineage: Eukaryota; Fungi; Ascomycota; Eurotiomycetes; Eurotiales; Aspergillaceae
Product: phosphatidate phosphatase App1 family protein
Exons: 2
Coding region: 1-1608 (535 amino acids)
Cellular component (GO): actin cortical patch
Molecular function (GO): phosphatidate phosphatase activity
Source: RefSeq, a predicted model, not a curated record